AGCGUGAAAGUCGUUACGUGGAAUGUUGACUUUAAUAACAACCACGAGAUGGAACGACUCAAUGCUUGUCUGCGACAUCUUGAGAGAGACGUGCUGGGAUGUAAAGACGGCGAAGCGCCCGCGGAGCCGUGCGUCAUUUUGUUGCAGGAAGUAAAGGAACAGAUGAUACCGCACCUCCUCCAAGACGAGUGGGUGCGGCAGCACUUUAUGGUUACGCCGAAGACGAAGGACAAGUGGCCCAAGGAUGCGUACUACGGGAAUAUUACUUUGGUGUCGAGGGAUUUGACGGUUGUGAAGGCGCAGAUAUUGCAUUACGGAUACUCGACCAUGCAACGCUCUGCGUUGGCAGUGUCUAUUGUCAUGGGGGUUCCUGAGUCUGGAGGGGGCGGGGAAACGGUUGUGUGCAUUGUCAACACGCACCUGGAGUCACUGCCUGCAGGAGCGGACGCACGGCCGAGGCAGCUACAGCUGUGUACACGAUUCUUGAAGCAGGAUUGGGUACAAGGCGGGAUGGUGGCGGGGGAUAUGAAUGCGAUUGGACCAUCGGAUGCGAUGAUCACGAAGGAGGUUGGGCUGAGGGAUGCAUGGAGGAAGGGGGAUGAGACUGGGUUCACGUGGGGGUAUCAAGGAGGAGGAAACUUUCCUCCGAAUAGGCUGGAUAAAAUGUUGUUU
This is a messenger RNA of Laccaria bicolor S238N-H82, 672 nucleotides long. RefSeq lists its product as uncharacterized. The record is from RefSeq and is a predicted model, not a curated record. The annotation marks the transcript as partial. NCBI's taxonomy places the organism in Eukaryota, Fungi, Basidiomycota, Agaricomycetes, Agaricales, Hydnangiaceae. The transcript has a single exon. Gene Ontology annotation, biological process: double-strand break repair. Gene Ontology annotation, molecular function: single-stranded DNA binding; 5'-tyrosyl-DNA phosphodiesterase activity. Gene Ontology annotation, cellular component: cytoplasm; PML body.